Molecule: messenger RNA, 1402 nt
Organism: Arvicola amphibius (Eurasian water vole)
Lineage: Eukaryota; Metazoa; Chordata; Mammalia; Rodentia; Cricetidae
Gene: Tmem163
Product: transmembrane protein 163
Exons: 6
Coding region: 1-690 (229 amino acids)
Cellular component (GO): synaptic vesicle membrane
Molecular function (GO): zinc ion binding
Source: RefSeq, a predicted model, not a curated record
AUGAGCACUUAUGAGAGUCAAGGAACUCCCCUUCUAAAGAAUCUGACCCCCCAUAUUUCACACAACUUCAAGAAACACACCAGUUUGGUGAAACGGUCACAGUGCAAGAAUGAAAACAGCAUCUGCAUUGCACUCACGCUGACAAACCUUUUGCAAUCUGAAUUUAGCUCUGCAUGGCAGCAGAAAUGCCAGCCUGGCCAACAGAUGUGGGAAGACCUGGCCACAGGGAAUGCAGCUAUUCCCAGAGUUGAGAUUCUGGAUGGUGUAAGAGUGAGAAAAGCCUGUGUCAUCUUGGGGGUGAUCUUUCUUCUGUCAUCUAUCUGUAUAGUGGUCAAAGCCAUCCACGACCUUUCAACAAGGCUGCUCCCUGAAGUGGAUGACUUCCUGUUCAGUGUCUCCAUUUUAAGUGGGAUCCUCUGCAGCGUCCUGGCUGUGUUGAAGUUUAUGCUGGGGAAGGUCUUGACAAGCAGAGCUCUCAUCACAGACGGGUUCAACUCCCUUGUCGGGGGAGUGAUGGGCUUCUCCAUCCUCCUGAGUGCCGAAGUGUUCAAACACAACGCCAAAGUCUGGUACCUGGAUGGCAGCAUCGGUGUCCUGAUCGGCCUCACCAUCUUUGCCUACGGGGUCAAGCUCCUCAUCGACAUGGUGCCCAGAGUGAGACAGACGCGUCACUACGAAAUGUUUGAGUGAAGGCGGCUGGAGGGGCGGCAGGGACGGCCCCGGGGGAAGAGCGUCACCAUGGUGACGAGAGGUUUCCACGAAGGCAGUUGGUGCCAAUAUUUAACUGCACAUCCAGUUUCAUUUGGGGAAGUUUUCGUUCAUAGUGUCUGUCAUCACGGGAUGAGGUCGGCCUGGAGGCCGCACCUGCCCACAUCCUCACCUUGUUGCCCACUGUCAAACACAUUAGGAGGAUGCUGACCACGGGAAGGGCUGCCACGCUUCCCAGUCUUGAGCCGGAAGUGACGUUUUCUAUUUCCUGGGGUCAAACAGUUCUUGAAAGCAGGCUUGGGUCUCUGCUUGAUAGGAAGCCCCUUGUGGCGCUUACUCUCAGCCAAAACCAGAUAGUAACUGACCGAGUCACCGCCUGCUGACACAGGAGGCCAAGGCGCCUCCAGGGUCACAUUCCUCUCUCCUUGCAGCAAAUCCCCUCCUAACGUGUAUCAACCUGUUUCAUACACUUUUACUAAUCUUGACACUAAGCAGAUUUGUUCAGAGGGAGGCCAUUCUAUUUUUUAAAGUGUUUAGUGGCAGAUGAAUGAGCUUUGCAUGGACAGGCUACGUAAGCACACAGCCCUUUCUUCCACGUUCAGAACCUGCCCAUCCAUGAAAACCCAGGAACCGUUUUUGAGAGAUGUGAAAGUCUAUACAUUUAUUUGUAAUAAAUAAUUAUAAUCAUUACCUA